GCACAAGCUUGACCCAGCUCGACCUGGCAGUCCAGUGCAGUGUGAGUCUUCUGGACAGGGAUGAGCAGGCGCUCACGGCAGCCCUUCAGAUUUCGUCCUUGGCAGAGGUUCUGUCUGCCGCUAGUCCCGUCGGCGGCAUGGGGCAGGUGAGAAGCAGGGCUGCCAGCGUCAGGAACUUCGCUUCCUCUCGCCUAAGCAAAAGCAACGCUAGUGAGCCCCUUCCUGUCCCGUACCUCUCUCUCAGCGUGUAUUCUGACAUGGUAGAUGAUCUUGCGUGGAAUGUCCAGUUCUACAAAGACACACUUGACAAACUGAGGAAUAAAUUGGAGCAGCAGAGCGAAGCAAUGUUUGACCUGAGCAUGACAUUCGAGGAGCGUCAUGCAGACCUGGAAUUCGUCUACCAGGAGUCCCAGACAGCCCUUACGCAAGCUCAGAGUGUGUUCGGAAGCCAAGAGAACCACCUCAGCAACCUUCGCUCGCAUGCAGACUCAGUAUAUGGACUGGUCUUUGAUGUCUACGCCAAGUUUUCAGAAGCUGCCACCAGGUACGAAGCAGCGUUUGAAGACUUCAAGGACGGCAUCAGAAAGGCGAAGGAAAGCGCGUUCAUCCGAGGUUGUCUCGGCAUCUUCACGACCAUUGGAAAGUGCUACAUGCAAAAGGAAUAUCCGAAUCCAGCAGAGUGUGAAUUCCAUCUAUCAAGCAAGUGACUUUGUGGACGAAUUCGAUGACAUGAAAGACGAAAUGCAGGAAUCUAUGCUGCUGAUAAAUGACCUUAUGAGAGAUGUAAUGGACAUUAUAUCGAAGUUGGAGACCUUGGAUCCUCCUGAGGGCGAUGCCGGGACCGACUGGGCCGCUGCCUUCCCUGACACAACGCAGCUCCUCAGUGCCGCUCAGAGCCAGAUGGUGUCGAGAACGCAGUGGGACGUCAGCACCAGAGGAGCCACUAUACUGCUUGAUGACAGCGAUAUGAAGCAGGUCUCGGGUUCGAGGCAAUACAGGGCCUCCGUGCUGGAGCUGGCCGAGUGGGGGAAGAGGUUCAGCGAGAAGGUGGUGUCCUUCGCGCAGCUCAUCCUUCAGAUCAAGGACGAGGAGGAGAACCUGAAGGUGGCCGCCCUGGGCGUCCAGCAUGCCAGCGAGAAGGCCGACGCCGUCGGCCAGAUGAUGGCCACAUCCGAGACCAACGAGGACAACUACCUGUCGGUGCUGAAUCAGCAGAAUCUGGUCAUCAUGGGUCUGAUGCUCGACUUCCAUACGAGGGCCCGCGCGGACAUGCUGGCUAUGGCCCGUGUCCUUGACGAGUUCUGCCAAGCGUACCGCUACAAUUUCUUCACCGAUUGCACCCAGUCCAGCAGGCCGACGCCAGCGGAUGACUACGACGCGAUCCUCUUGAAGCUGAGCAAGCUCCAGGUCGGCGCCCUCGACUCCCUCUCCAGCCUCACGCCUCCACCGCAGCCCUUCAAGAAGACCUUCGACAUCGUUGAGAGUCCUUCAUGCAACGGGGCUCUCAGCAGCUGCCCUGUGUCCUCCCUCAGCUCCACGGGCGUCGCCACACUCGUCCUCAGCGACUGGUGGGGUCUGAGCUGGACUUCUUCGACCGCGUCCGCAUCGACACACUUCAGGUGUUCCUGUCGGGCGCCUCAGUACCCCUCGACACAAGCGUCAUCCUUGAAGUGACUCAACCCGCGGUAUUCAAUGACACGUUUACGGGUCGAUCGACACCUUCACUGGCCACGUCACGCGCUGCCUAGUCAUGUAUCGCCAGGAGAUUCCUGAUGGAGAUAUCAACGAUGCUGUCUUCCUGACGGACUGCUCGACGCAUCACUUCUACGAUAGCUACUACACGAGGUCGACGCCCAGGGGUCUGUACACCGUCACUGUCGUCAGUCCUGAUACAACUUGACCCUCCUUCAGAAGCUCCAGAUCCACGUCGAGGGGUCCUGGAUGCCGCACGCCAAAGCGUCAGAGGGAGAGGACCCUUUCGCGUUCACUACGGAGGGACACUAGAGGGGGCUCUGGUGCCUAAAUACUGCCAAUGUGUGAAAUCUAAUAAAGCAUAAAACUAUCCCAAAA
Messenger RNA from Penaeus vannamei (Pacific white shrimp), 2070 nucleotides. The record is from RefSeq and is a predicted model, not a curated record. Lineage: Eukaryota; Metazoa; Arthropoda; Malacostraca; Decapoda; Penaeidae.